This is a messenger RNA of Arabis nemorensis, 312 nucleotides long. NCBI's taxonomy places the organism in Eukaryota, Viridiplantae, Streptophyta, Magnoliopsida, Brassicales, Brassicaceae. The record is from the annotation of a GenBank genome assembly.
AUGGCCGGAAUAAGAGAAGAAGCAACGGCGACCCUUCUGAACAAGACGGCGGAGAACGGCAAAGAAGAGGAUACUUUGGAGACGAGAGAGAAGAUUUGGAUUGAAUCAAAGAAGCUAUGGGUUGUGGCGGCUCCGGCGAUAUUCACGAGAUUCUCUACGUUUGGAGUGUCUUUGAUAAGUCAAGCUUUCAUCGGCCACCUUGGCCCGACCGAGUUAGCCGCUUUCUCCAUCAGUUUCACCGUUCUCCUCCGUUUCAGUAAUGGUAUCUUGGUGAGACACUCUCUUCUCUACUCCUAUUUCUAUUCUUUUUAA